UAAGCCAAAACACUGGCAGUGAUCCGAGGAGGAAAGCUAAUUUACUAAAUAAGGUAUCGGAAUGCAAGAUAACACAAUGCUAAACAGUAUAAUUGUAACUGAAGGCAAUCAAUCAAAUAAAAUGAGAGAGGGUGUCCAGAAACCAAAGGCCUUACUCUCAUGCUGAAGGUGAGGCGGCUAGGGAGCAACACGAUGCAGAGACGAGCGGAAAGGAAAAAGGGGCGUCUCGUGACCUGCAAAGAGUUUUCUCUUUCCCUCUGAAAGGAAGGCGGAAACAGAGCAGUGAACAGUCCUCUGGGAUACGUAGUUCUUCUUCUCAUGUGAGACAGGUAUACCCAGAACUGGAGCGAUAACUCUUCAACUCCCAGUGCACUACAUGAUGUUACGAUGUGGAAUACCGGUAGCAAAAAUCAUCAAACCAUGACACUGGGUUGGUGGCCCCCCUGGCCCCUGUGAUGUCAGAAUGCAGUGGCUGUGACUGCCCAUGGCCUCAGCACUCUGCAGCCCCCAGGUGCCUCCCCGCACAGUUGGGCCACUGCUCCUACGGGUGCACAGGCACAGUGUACAGGCCGGAGCAGGACCGUGGGCAGGCGUUGAGGCUUGGCUUUCUGGAGAGCAGCAGCUCUGUUGGCUGAGCGAAGGCAGUUUCUGCUGGUGUGGCUCAGCCCUCUGUUCAGCUGUGAGGCGUUGCGGGUCCCACGGGGCAUCUGUCCUGGGGACACGGGCAGGAGGAGGUGCUGGAGCUGUUGGCACCUCUGAAGACUUUGCAAGAGUUUGCGUGUCUUCCUUGAGCGCAUCCUUCAGGAUUUAGGUUCUGAGGAGCCUCUGGAGGAGAGGGGCAGUGCUGCAAUGGCCAACAGGAGCCAUCUGCAGCAGGAAGGCCCAUUGGAGGCAUCAGAUGACUAUCGCUGCGCCAUCUGCCUGGACAACAUCAGCAACAUGGCGUGCGUGGACCCGUGCUUCCAUCGCUUCUGUUCUGGCUGCAUCCGGCGGUGGGCUACCACAAGAGCUGUUUGCCCACUCUGCAGGCAGCCUAUUGACCGUGUCCUGCACACGGUGAGAGCAGAUGACGACUACCAGGAGUACGUAGUCGGCGGCUCAUCCUCCCGUUGGCAGAGAAGAAGGGCCAGGGAGAGGUCCAGGAGCAGAUCCCCGCUGCGGCAAAGACAGUCCGGGAACAACGGGCUCCCAGUGAGGAGGAACUCCACGGGCAGCGGCCAAGUGUCACGGGCUGAUGCAGCUCCAAGUGCUCCUGCAGCGAGCACUUCUGGGGAGCAAAGCCCACCAAGCACAGCAGAGCGCAUCGUCAGCCCUGGUGAUGGAGCUUCCGUCCGCAUUGGCGCGCUGCAGCUGCCACCUCUACGGAUCCAGCUCCCCAAUCGGAGAGCCCAGUAAGCCUCUGGAUGCUUUUCAGGGCGUGGCUUUUUCCAAACCAAAGAGCAAUCCCGUGCAGGGAAUACUUCCCAGCGUUGUCCCAAGGCCUGGGAAAUCAAGAGGGGAGGACUUCCCAGAGUGUGCAGUGAUUUUGUUUAACGGAAGUGCCGCAACGGGGAAUAUUUCACUCCCUCAGUUCCAGCAGCCUGAGCCCUUCCGUGAUGCUUCUCUACAACGGCAGCCCCACAUCCUCCAUCCCAGGAGCCUGUGGCUGUGGCUGGGAGGCAGAAGGGGGCCGAUCAUCUCCUCACUGACCAGAAAAUUGGGGAUGAUAAUAAUGAUGACGAUUAAAGAAUACAGGAAACAAGUAGCGCACAGCGUAAUUGUUCCCCACUCACCCGAGCGGUGCCCAGCCAGUUCCCGGGCAGCAGACCCUGCCACCAGCAGGUUCAGUUCCCUCCUGCUUUCUUGUGAACCCUCAGCCCCCCUCAGGCAGGGCAAGGGUCCUUGAGUGUGAGCACCUGUUGGCAAGAACUAACACAUCGGGGCCAGAUCAACAGUACUCUCAUCCUAAACGCAAAACGCAGCACCAUGACAGCUGCUGGGAUGAAAGCUAACUCUAUCCCAGCCAAAACCAGGACAGUGCUCUCCCCCCACUCUAUACCAUCUCCAGCAUGCUCAGGUCCCACACUUUCCAAGACAUCCAAAUCACCGUCAGAUUUCCUGUCUUUUGAUAAAAACACAGAGACAGCAUUCCCAUAGCCUAUGGGCCGUCCCUCAGAAAUGUCCGUGCAGUUUGUUUAGCCCAUGGCUUUGAGCUCCGUCUGUCAGACCUGUUCUUCAGGGCAGGAGGGAUGAUACGCAGGGUUGGAUUGUUGCAUGCUGAAGCCAUCGUAAUUCAUUCUUCAUUAUUCGGGGUGAUUCUGGCUUUAAUAAUGUUGAUGAAGCCCGCAACAACUGUAUUAGUGAUGACACGUGGUAUUGUAUAGGGAUUAACAACGUACACUUGAGAUCACUGCCUGCUCUCACUCAACAUCAAAUUCCCUUGGGGUGCACACUGGGCUUCCCCUUCCUGCCGCAUCACCCACCAAGCACACCCAGGUCUUUGAGCAAAAGCAGUCCCACGGAUGGGUUUGCUUUUGCCCAGGGCAGGAGUAACUCAGGCCAUCUUCCCCAGCGUGUUUGUUACGUGCACUCCUUCUGCACUAUUGAAGAGUUUUGCUUGGCCAGUGUCAGCUGGACUAGGAGAUCCUCUAGCGCUGAGUAACCACGUAGCUUUUGCUAAAAGUGUGUCCCAGCUCCCAAUCCUCUCAGUGUAGUCUUUAACAGCUGUACUGUUAGCACUGGAUUUUCUCAGAGGCUGGUGCAUGUAAGGGGAUGUGAUCUACGCACUCAGUACCAUGCUCUUUGGCCCAGGCUGCUUUAUCUUGAAGGCUGUUUUGGAAACGAGCCCCGCUGUCUCAGUUCCUUCUGAGGUGCCACGCCACCGUAAGGCUUGCUGUACAAUGCCCAGAACAGGGUUUCUGGGCAGUGGCACAGCACGCAGGAUAUGAUUCCAGCCGUCCAGUGGUUAGUUGUUUCCGCCAUUGUGUACACCAUCCCUGGUGUAAGCACAUGGCUCUCGCCUCAGCCGGUUUGUUGUUUGCCUGCCAGGCCUCGCCAUAUUUAUAUUUCAGUCAUCAUCCCCCAUACCAGAGAGGCUGCAUCUGCUCAGCUUGCUUGAUUACAGAGCAUGUUUUUCGCGUUCAUGGGUAGCCUGUGUGGUAGCAUCCAGGGUCAAGUCCACGCCUCGACCCCGAGCCCAUCUACAUGCUGCAUUUUCCUCAAUACCCUGAGGUGUCAUGGGCCCACUGAGCCAGAAAUAAUUCACCUGAUGUUGCCAGCCCACACCUACCCAAGCCACCUCAAUCCUUGCAGCCCGAUCCACCUGCUGGUUGUUUUGACGCUCUUCAGUGGCCCACCUCAUGGGCAGGUAAGCGCCUACGUGAUGUCCUUUUACUGCCACUGCUACUACCCGGGCAGCAGUAGCUUUCCUCAGUGCAGCAGCCCAGAUGAGUUUGCCUCUGCACUGCUCUGCUUCCACUGCCUUAGCCGCUGCCACAGGGCAUUUGCCGCUCCCCAGGACUCAGCGUGGACAAAGAGCAUAGGCCACUUUUUCCAUUCAGCAAUGUCCAAAGCCAGAUGGAUGGCCAUGACUUCUGCACAUUGCUGUCGUUCAUCUUCUUAAGCAGCUUCUGUAACACGCUGACGAGGACUCCUCAGCCUCUACAGCUUUUCCACAGUGCGACAAGACCCAUGAGCAAACAGGGGAUAUUGCUUCCCAUUUUCUGUGAGGUUAUGAUAGAGCUGAGCCUGUUCAGCACAGGUCACCGCCUCCUCUGGUGACAUUCCAAAUUCUGUUACAAGGGAUUUCGUGCUACUGGAGCGACCGCAGGGCCUGUCAGAGGGGCAGGAAAAGCUG
Messenger RNA from Gallus gallus (chicken), 3835 nucleotides. Its product is annotated as E3 ubiquitin-protein ligase Topors-like. Gene Ontology annotation, biological process: protein monoubiquitination; protein polyubiquitination. NCBI's taxonomy places the organism in Eukaryota, Metazoa, Chordata, Aves, Galliformes, Phasianidae. The transcript has 2 exons. The coding region runs from base 850 to 1395 and encodes 181 amino acids. The record is from RefSeq and is a predicted model, not a curated record. Gene Ontology annotation, molecular function: ubiquitin protein ligase activity.